Lineus longissimus is the source of this 2750-nucleotide messenger RNA. Its product is annotated as pleckstrin homology domain-containing family F member 2-like. Gene Ontology annotation, biological process: endosome organization; endosome to lysosome transport. The record is from RefSeq and is a predicted model, not a curated record. Gene Ontology annotation, molecular function: phosphatidylinositol binding; metal ion binding. The transcript has 9 exons. Lineage: Eukaryota; Metazoa; Nemertea; Pilidiophora; Heteronemertea; Lineidae. Gene Ontology annotation, cellular component: early endosome. Bases 9 to 809 code for a protein of 266 amino acids.
AGUUCAAGAUGGUGGACAGACUUGUUAACACAGAGGUCAACAACCGGCGAAUUGCUGGUGUUGAAAAAGCCUUUGGCAGCUCUGGACAGCCAUUAUGUGUGCCUGGCAGAGUACUGGUUGGGGAGGGAGUCCUGACCAAGAUGUGCCGGAAAGGUCCCAAACCCCGCCAAUUCUUCCUCAUGAACGAUAUCCUAGUUUAUGGCAAUAUUGUGAUGAACAAGAAAAAGUAUACUAUGCAGCAUAUAAUUGACCUGAUGGAUGUCAAGUUGAAGUCAUUGGAGGAUACAGAUGGUCUGCGGAAUGGUUGGCAGAUUGUCAGUCCUAAGAAGUCAUUUGCCGUCUAUGCUGCUACUGCUACAGAAAAAUCGGAAUGGAUGGCACAUAUAAACAAGUGUGUGCAGGACUUGUUAGCCAAAGGAGGUCAUUCACAAACCAGCGAUGUGUCACCUGUUUGGAUCCCCGAUUCGGAGGCCCCCAAGUGUAUGCUGUGUAAGAAGGUCGCAUUCACAGUCCUCCAGAGAAGGCACCACUGUAGAAAGUGUGGUUUAGUCGUUUGUGGUAUGUGCUCCACCAAGAGACAGUCCCUUCCUAUGCAAUCAACAAAACCACUGAGAGUGUGUGACCAGUGUUAUGACAGUGCUUCAGACGAGUCCAAAAUGAGUGCUAAGUCAGAUGUGACGCAAGGUGAUAGCUCAGACAGCUCAUCGUCGGAGGAUGAGGAAGAAACAAACAAUGGGGCGAUGACAGGCAAUGUGGCUGAUGCUGAAAAGGAUUCAGAGCCAACUUUCUAUGAAGACAAAAAGGAGUGAACACUCUAGCAGCAGACCAGAGUGUUUUAUUUUCAGAGACUUCAACAAAUGAAAGCAACCGAAGAUAGCACCCUCCACUGAAUAUUAUGCAACAAUAAUAUUUAUCCAAUAUGUCCGCAUGAACAUUUUAUUCUGAUGCGGUUAGUGUGAAUAGAAAUCUUCAGUUGAUAGGAACAAUAGAGACGAUUCUUUACUCAGUGUAGAUAUGACCAAUUGGAAUAUGACAAAGAGGACGUUAGUCGUGGAAUAUCAGGAUCGACUGUCAGAUUCAAGAUGCAUGGUGAAUUCAGCUGUUUUAUGUUUUCUUCAGGAGGAUCAUCAUUUUGUGUAUUUCAAUAGACAACCAAUACCUCUUGUUCGUUGUUAGUUUCUAUUCUAAACCACCAAAAAGUACAUUGAUAUGUGAUGUAUAAUAAUCCAAACUGUUGUGAUGCUGACAUCAAAAUCUUUGUGCCCAAAAAGAGGCCUUUACAUUAUAAAUAAUGUGCUUUACAUUUAUAAACCAUUGUACAUUUACGACCAAGGGGUUUUAGAAUUAAGUGCCUGAUCCUCACGACUCCAAUCUUGGAAUAGAUGUAGGUUCUGAUCCUGCUGAGGUGCAUUCCUCGUGCGAUAGUUAUUCUGCUCCCUUGUGAUGAACAAUUUUCUCAUUUCGCUGUGAAUAACCAGGUCACAACAAACCUUAUAAACAUUUGUUUGAAAUACCAAUGCACAAGGACUUCAUGAUGCUGACUAUGAUCCUUGUGUACAUUAAUGUGUAUGGUAUGUAUGGCUCCAACUACUAUCAGUGUGGUAGAAAUAGAAUUUGAUAUUAUUUGAUAAUUCCAAAUGCAUGCGCAUGAUUAAUGAUUACUUCAGUAGAAUUUUGUACGUGUAUAAUCUUGACUUCUUUAUUUACGUUGCAUGAUUGAAUAGUUCCAAGUGAUACUAUUUCAAGAUUAACAGGAAAACAUCACCACUUAUGCCUGGGACUUGCAUUUGUACUUAAGCCUUAUGACAUCCCAUUCCAUUGCUUGUCUUGAUAUCAUUGUCUUGGCAUCUUUCUUGACAGUGACUGAAUGCUGUCUGUGUGUAUUGUCAGUGUUGCAACAAAACAGAAAACCCCUGGUUUUGUUAACUUUCGGAUGUUCCAUGUGUUGCAUUUUAGCCCCUUCACGUGAGUAAUGGCUCCUCUUCCUUUAAAGAUUGGUAGGUGUCAUGAAAAGUAACAUUCAGAAGGGUAGGGAUUAGAUAACAAGAUAAUAACUUGUGGUCUUGCAUACUCAAACAUGUACAUGUACAUCCAUGCUGUCCGAGUUGCUGAUAACGAGGACAAGAUCACGUCUAUGUUUCAAUGUAUAUGUACAUAUGUAUACAUGUAUACAUGUAUGCAAUGUAUGCUUGGAUAAUGGGAGGAGAUUUUGUUAAUGAUACCCACAGAUAUGUGGUGAGUGUACAUGUAAAGUGUACUUAAUAGACCACUCAUCAACCCAUGGACAUGUAUAUAGUAUUAGAUAGUGCGGCUACAUUGACAGCAAGUAGGCCAAUUUGAGAGGAAGCAUCAAUGUACUGUGCAGUGUAUGAUAUUAUAGAAUUAGGUCAUUUCCCUGUACCAUGAGUUCAUCCUUUUACAUGUACAUGUAUGUGUACUAGCAUCCAGGGCAGUUGUUUAUUGGAAUGCUGUGUGUUUUUCAGGCAAAACAAGAUUGAAGUUUUAUUUCAUUUCUAUCUCUGCUGUAUCGAGUCUUCCAUAUUUCCUCUCAAAUAUCAACCCUAAUUUACAGACUUGCUCUCCCAAGUCCUGGUACUAUAGUUCACUCAGCAGUGUAGAGAAAGCUCUUGAAAAUUCUCAGUUUCUUUGGAACUCAAAAAGGUCACUAGAAAAUGGAUAGAACAAUAACCUAGAAUUUAAUGGUCAAAAAUUGCUUUAUCUGUAAAUACAUUUUGUUGUCCUAUUUGAAA